AAAUCGGAGCCACGAGUUGGGUCGUUUUCAUGACAUAGAGCUGAACGUUACAGGCUUCAGCACAGCUGACCUGGAAUGCAUUGGGCUGUGCAGGUGUCCCUGAGAAAGGGGACACUGAGUGUAGACUUGUCUCCCCAGGACACUCAGCCACAGCUGAAACCGUGUGUCCGUUAACUGAUGGACAGACAAGACAUUUUUAAAACCUGCCGGGGUUUCAGCUUCUGGCUGAAGAUGUUCUCCGGCUUCUCUUUGACACGAAUCCACGUCCUCGGGGUUUGUGCUGUUGGUUUGACAGAAGAAGACAUGACACGAUAAUGUCACGUCUUCUCAGCCGUUUCCAUUGUUUUGACUUUUUAUAGAUGAGGAGAAGAAGUGAAUGCUUGAGGAAUCGAUCCGCCGAUGGACUGAUAGUCCUCUCCCCCGUGAGGGUUCAGACGGUGGUUGCUUCGUGUUUGCUUAGCAGAUGUAGUUUCCUCUUGACGGAACCGAAUGCUGAACGUCGUAACCGAACCGUGACCUGAACUCCCGCAGGCAGGAUUUACUGCAGGUGUGUCGGACCAGCCUUCAGCUCCGGUGAGCCCGGUCAGGUGGCGGCUGGGACAUGUGCAAUCACUCCAGUCCUAGUGACUCUGCUUCAGAUUUUAUCAGGAGGAAACCCUGCUGGACCUGGAGCGAACGGUUGCUGCCACAAACUGGAACCAGACUAAGACCUUCCUCUUUCAGGUGGUCCUGGUCCGGUUGUUUGCGUGACAGCUGUCACAGCAGCCGAAACAAACCGAACUCACCUGGCAAACACAGCAGGGAUUGUGUUGAUUGGACCAAACAGAUCAGUGGUCUGUGCGCGUUUGCCCCCACCCACCCGACAUGCCGAUGGACAUGGCUUUACCUCUGUACCUGUCCAAGGAGGAGUUUGUCUACAGGACGACCCCCAAAACACGCAAACCUGCUCUGAGCUCCUGCCUGAGGUUUCAACGUUCACGCCGUGUGGAUCAGACUGAGCCCGAGGAUGGAAAAGCCAAAAAACAGGUGACGUUUGCUGAUCACAAAGGCCUGUCUCUAACCAAGGUGAAGAUCUUCUCCGAGUUCAACGACCCCAUCGAUAUUCCUCUGAACAUCCAGGAGAUGCUGAGCUCUGCUCUCUCUCUGACGUCCGAGGUGGACAAGCUGGUGCUGGACUUCACUCAGCCCUCCUCGGACUACCUGCACUUCCGCCAGAGCCUGGAGACGAACUACGUCUGCCUGGAGCACUGCGUGCUGAGGGAGAAGGCUUUGGCAGGAACCGUUAAAGUCAAAAACGUGUCCUUCGAGAAGUCUGUCAAGCUGCGGGUGACCUUUGACACCUGGAAGAGCCACGCAGAUGUGGACUGCGUGUACAUGAAGGACACGUAUCCCAGCGCGUACAGCGACACCUUCUCCUUCGAGGUGUCCCUGCCCGAGGAGCUGCGGCCUCGCGAGCGCGUCGAGUUCGCCGUCUGUUAUGAGGUGGGUGGACGCGAGUACUGGGACAGCAACCGGGGCAGCAACUACAGGAUCGUCUGGUCCUCCGCCAGGAGGAGCCGUCAGGACGCCUGCAGCUGCCACACGGACUCCUUUGGCUUUGGGAUUCAUUUUGACCGAUACGGCAGCCCCACCUGUUCACACGGGAUCUUCCCCGAUUGGCCGAGUUACGCGGGAUACGAGACUGUCGGCCCGUACUACUGAACGUUGGUGGUUGUUUCCGUUGCUAGUUUCUUCUGUUGCACGUCACGCACGCCAACUCUUCGGGUUUCAGCAAAACUCGCUUUUCUGAAUGCAAAAUACGUCCCAUGUGAAUCGUGAGAGGGGUUUUUUUUGGUUCUUUUUUUGGUGGAGGGGGGUUCAGGUGUGGUUGCUGUUAGAUGUAAAUGUCCUGUCAUCUCCCGCCACUGCUCCGCCUGCUGACUGGGGCUACAACUAACUGUUAGUUUCUUUAUUAACUGAGUGAUUGUUUGCUGUAUGAAAUAUCAGGGACACAGUUGAAAAUAUCCUUCCUCGUCUCGUCUCCCUUUGCUUUGUCCGCCCAACAGACCAAAACCCCAGAGACAUUCAGUUUACUGACGACGGCAAAGCCUCACACUGGAACUCAUGGUAAUUUACUAUUAUUUUUUUUUAAAAACGUGAACCAGAAAACUUUCAGCUGUCGUAAUUUUUACCAGUGUGAGAGGCUGUAAAUCACUAGAGGAUGUGGUGUAGUUAUAAUCAGGUUGACACUUCAUGUCCUUGUCUCUAAAGUUGUACUUGAACCUGACACGUUGAUGUUUAGUAAAACUGAAUCGAUUUUCUGUCUUUUUUUUUGUUUUUUUUUAAUUGUCUUUUAGUGUGCACCUGCUUUCAGGGGUUUAAUGUGUCUGAGUGGGAUAUAAAUUUUAAAAAGUAAUUCAAAAAUAUUGGUCAAUAAAGUCACACAUUUAAUAA
Molecule: messenger RNA, 2433 nt
Organism: Xiphias gladius (swordfish)
Lineage: Eukaryota; Metazoa; Chordata; Actinopteri; Istiophoriformes; Xiphiidae
Gene: ppp1r3b
Product: protein phosphatase 1, regulatory subunit 3B
Exons: 3
Coding region: 865-1701 (278 amino acids)
Biological process (GO): regulation of glycogen biosynthetic process
Cellular component (GO): protein phosphatase type 1 complex
Molecular function (GO): glycogen binding; protein phosphatase 1 binding
Source: RefSeq, a predicted model, not a curated record